Messenger RNA from Ichthyophthirius multifiliis, 829 nucleotides. RefSeq names its product Yip1 domain protein. The record is from RefSeq and is a predicted model, not a curated record. The transcript is spliced from 5 exons. Gene Ontology annotation, cellular component: membrane; trans-Golgi network. Lineage: Eukaryota; Ciliophora; Oligohymenophorea; Hymenostomatida. Gene Ontology annotation, biological process: endoplasmic reticulum to Golgi vesicle-mediated transport; vesicle fusion with Golgi apparatus.
UUAUUUUUAAACAGUUGACACAUUCGCCUCUUUAGAAAAAGAUAAUUAGAAAAAUAAAGCAAUUAAGCAAAGCAACUAAAAUUAAAAAUAAAUAAAUGUUUAAUUAGGAUAGCAAUAAUAAAACUAAUAAAUAAACAAUUAAGUUGAUGAUAUUUUUCUUUAAUAAAAUUUUUAAAUGGAUGAUCAGUUGCAUUAAAAUUAAAGAACUUAAACUAGGAAUAAUGUAAACUAAUUUAUACCUUAACAAUAAUAAUAAUAUUAAUAACAAUAUUAAUAAAAAACUCUUAGCUUUGAUCCAAAUAAUAUUGAUCCUGAUAAUGAACCUCCUUUGUUAGAAGAUUUGGGUAUUGAUUUAUAAAGCAUUAAACAAAGAAUCUUAAUUGUUUUGAAAAUUAAAUAAUGUGAUAAGCAGUAUUUAGAAGAUACAGAUCUAGCAGGGCCUAUUUUGUUUGGUUUUAUACUAGGAUUUUUACUAAUGCUUUCUGGCAAAUUACAUUUCGGAUAUAUAUAUGGAUUCGGAAUUAGUGGAACUAUAGGAAUAUACUGUAUAAUGAACUUCUUAAGUAGAAAUGCUCAAAUUGAUUUAUAUACUACAUUAAGUAUUCUAGGAUAUUGCAUUAUACCUUUAAUAUUUUUAUCAUUAUUUAAUAUUUUUAUAAGUUUGCAGAACUUGUUUGGAACAAUAUUUGCCAUUUUAACUAUUUUAUGGUGUACUAGUAGUGCCUCUAACUUUUUUGUAGAAAUGAUAUAGUAGGAUCAUAUAAAAUAUUUAGUUGCAUAUCCUACUUUAUUAUUUUAUAGUAUAUUUGUGAUGCUAACAAUUUUCUGA